Suillus subalutaceus is the source of this 9528-nucleotide messenger RNA. RefSeq lists its product as uncharacterized. The transcript is spliced from 6 exons. Bases 160 to 9522 code for a protein of 3120 amino acids. The record is from RefSeq and is a predicted model, not a curated record. Lineage: Eukaryota; Fungi; Basidiomycota; Agaricomycetes; Boletales; Suillaceae.
UUCGAGCAAAUGCCCGUGUACAGCCUCAAUUAUCGUAUCGAUGGCACACCUUCUACAGCGUGUUGAUGCUUCUGCGACUUUGGAGAACGAGCGCUUAGGGAAGCCUUAUUAACCUGGCUGAAUUUCACCGUCACUGCACUCUUCUUUCAUCCUAACAUCAUGUCUGAGCUCCCAACGGACCAUUCUGGUCUGGAAUAUAUCAUCAAUCAUGUUUUUUGUCCUCUCAAAUUGCCGCAAGCGAGCGACCAUACCCUUCAGAACGACUUGGCCUUAUCUCAGGCGGUCUUGGAUGCUGCUCAAGCUUUCAAUGACCAGCUGCCGUCCGAUAAGCAACAGCUUUGGGCGAGCAGCUUUAAAAUGCUUCAGAACCUCCAAGAUUCAAUCAGAUUCAGCGUAAUGUCUCUAAAGGAAGUUGAAUCUCAGAUCAAUGCCAUGGACGACGAAGAUGUCCUGGUAUUUAUGAUUCGCGCGCAAAAUGCUGCGGUGGUCAUGAGAAAACUUGAAUCUGAGACCAUAUUUGAAUCAUUCGAGAUCUCUCCUGACCCCGCCGCAGUGAUGGGCGCACAGGGAAAGCUGAUCUGUUCGUAUCCUGGACCUGCUAUCACGGUCCCAAACACGAUUGCCAAUGACGCUACCUUUUCCGCCGAGCUGGCGAAUUUUCUCGUUUGCAUGGAUCAAGAUGUCCUUGAUGCGGCAGCGACGCGCAGAAAAGCUGAUUCCACUGUUCCCGAAGAGAGGGACACAACUCACCCCCGGUAUAUCACCGAACUCCUGACCGGUAUACUUCGUGGCCUCGGGAGUAUCGCUGAUGUUCCUCGCAUCCGCAAGCGCAUCGGAGAUGACGUGCUGUGGAACAACACGAAAUUGCCGUGGAGGCGGUCUCCGCUUUGGCUUGUCAUUCGUGUUGCUUUACAGACGACUCUGGAGCGCAAUGCUCUCGGACGAACGGCAUAUAAAUCAUUCAUGCUGUUCUUGAUGGCUAGAGUCACGGCCCUUGCCAUCAACUACAACUUGUCGAAUGACAUCCUACACUUUAUAUCGGCAAAGAUUGCACGCCGUCUUUUCAAGCUUGGAACCUCUGCUCCUCUAGAGUUAUCACAGACGGUCGUUAACGUCACGAGUGACGUUAAGAGUAUCUUAGAGGAAAGAUGGAGAUCUGUUCAAGACGUGCAGCAGACCUCACCACCUUGGGCUCCCGAGGCCCUCUCGAUCUUGCAGGAUACUCACCUCUCCUUGAACACGAGUCGAGAGUACAUACACCAAGCUUUGCUGAACCAGCAUUCGCCUUACCCAUCAGCCCCAUUCAACCCCAGCCACCGCGCACGUGGGACAAUCGAUGAUUUCCUUGACGCUGAUGCUAGCUUCCUGAUAGCUGCUCAUGCUGCAGAACCAUCCCUUUCCCUGAUAGACUUUGAGAUGAUCAUUAGAUCAGGGAUCGAUGACUGGGUGGCGCGUGUUUCAUAUCAGAGCAUCGAUUCCGCAUGCAUCUCGAUUGAGGCAUGUGCCUCCGCAUACUCCUCGCGGGCACUGGAAGCUUACCAGGGAAACCCGGAGAAUACGUCAAUAAUGCUUCUCACUCUUUUCGAGCUCUGGGUAGCCAUGGAUAAGAUCGUUGUUAAGCAAAUCCCACUCCUAGCAAAAUAUCCCCCCGAAGUCCCAAUGACCCUUUGGAAGAAUCUCCUGAUCCGAAAAUCUUCAGCCCUUGAUCGUUUGAAGCAGUUGCGCGCCUACUUGGAAGCGCGUCAUUGCCAGGCUUCCAACUGUCUGUCGGUGUUCUCGUCCACCAACGAUGACAAGUCGUUCGAAGUGCAGUAUUUUUACCAGUCAUCCAUGUUGCAGAGUUUGAAGCUGAAAAUCGAGGCGGAUGCUCGGGAAGAGCGGGAGAAGAAGUUGGUUGAGCUUCGGACCCUCAACGAGAGGUAUGCUUCCCUCCAGACAAGCGCAGCAAGCUUAUCACAUGAGUACCGUGUCAACUCCUGGGGGUAUGAGUACCACGUUCGGUGGUGUUCCAAAUGUUGCCUGGAGGAGCAGAUGCGAUCCCUGAACAUUACAGUUCACGAGUGGCCGCUACCGCGGCAUGAACAAGAGGCAAUCGUGGUUGUAUUCGAGCUAGCAUGCCCAACUGCGUUCGACAUGUGGAGAUCUAUGACAUUCCAUAUCCUCGUCGACAUCUGCGCUCCAGAACAAAUUUUGUCCACUCCUCCCUUUAUCACCCUGCCGAAUUAUGACGCCUUACAGCCAUACCGCAAAUGCCAUCCAAGGCAAAGGCUGACUUUGGCGUCAGACGCCAAACCCUUCGCUGCAUGCCAUUACCAUUACCAAAAUAUUCCCACGGUAGCCGACUGCAUCUGUGUGAACAACGGUCUCGUAUUUCAGCCUUUUGAUAUAACCACAGAAGCAUGGAUAGCCAACGCGCCGUUGCACUGGGAUUCCAGCAAACUGUGCACUUUCCUUCUUCCCAAGGGACCGUACUAUGAUUUGCAACGGUACCUUGCAGGAACGCCACAUACCUCAAACGAGGUCAUCGCCAAUCAGGCGGAUUGUCACAAGGAUAUGACCAUUCACGAAUUCAUCGCUUUCGGAACUUUACGGAGCGGACCACUACUGCAAUGGAUGAAUGUGCUACGUGAACUCCGUGCGAGGACACUCAAUUUUCGAUGCGAGGAAGUCCAUCUGUUAUUAGCGCAAGCCGUUUCACAGGUUGGCCCAUGUUCGUCUAACGAGGGCCUUCCAUGGCACGAGGAACUAAACAGCAUAUCCUUCCUUAGCGCACUGCUCGGAGAGCUGGAGUUCUUGAUGGCAAGCGUUGAAGAAAAUUGGUUGGAAGGUAUCACGAUAAGCACCGUCAUCAUGAUUGUGUGCCGUGUCUUGUCCUCGACACAGGAAGAGAGUAUCAAAAAUCUGGGAUAUUUGUUGCUUCGAAGGAUACGAACAGCAACCUUUACAUUGCUGGGUCAGCUCUCACGGAAAGUGCAAGCCAGCGACGAUGAGAUGGCCAGUCGGGAUUUGCAAGGACGUCUUCGUGAUAUGGCUGCCAUCUGUCGGAGCACCUUUGAUGUUGACGAAAAUCCUUCGCUACUCUUGAUAUCAAAUGACGAUAUCAAGAUAUUUGCGUACUGUGCGGCCAUGAUUUACGACAAUACUCCAAACCAACUGGGCAAUCUGUCACAACAUUCCAAGCUACUGCUAGAGCGAGACAGGAGAUGUUGUCACGCACUAGAAGAUGCUGUUCGUCAAUAUGCAGAGAUUCACAGGGAGGGUCUCGAUUGUGCGGUGGCAGAAAUAUGGGGCAGCUACAGACGAGGAACUCCUUGGAGGGCCCUGCCGGCUCCGAGUUCUCGUUGGCUUGUGACGCAGACUGCGCCUUCCUGUUCUCAAUUACCGCAAGCCGUACACUAUAACUUAAUUGAUGGGUGUUUGCUUGUUGAUGGGAAGUCGCUGGGUAGGCUUCCGUCGAUUAUAGUGCAACAUCCCACCUACCAGGCAAUUUUCGGUGAUCAAGUUUUGGACAUUGUUCCAGCUGAUAUUCCUGGAAUGGAGUAUGCAACACGCGGGAACCCCCACGACCAUCAGGUAUCUUUCGCCCUCCGUGACUCAAACGAUCUCAUCAUCCGCGCGAAGCAUGUCGAACAAGGCUCGCCUAUCCUUCAACUCAUUCCGAGCCAUAAAUUUGUGGGGGACCUACCGAAGACCUUGAUAGACGGCCAUACUCAUUGGCUCAACCUGGACACAAACGAAACAGAGAUCCGGCCAGCGGAACAUGCGUGGCAGUCUUCACUUGAAAAUUGGGUCCUGCGAUUUGCUGUUUCGGGCCCCUCGACACUGCAGAAUGCCGGCGGUGCCACUCUUGUCGACGUACGUAGCCACACGUGGGACAUGAUCUCCAAGAGGAUGCGUCCUCUGGAGGAUGCCUGCUACAUCGUGGUCACAUGCAACAAAGGUUCCGGUAACACUCACUCGUUGACGGCUUAUUUACCUCGAUAUGGUCUGGAAUUCUUCAUCGACGAGGAUGGGGAAAUGCAGUCCCGUAACAUGCGCAACAUGGUCGUUGAUGAUAACCAGUCUACUGGAACGAUGUUGGGAUUAGUCAAUCAACUCGUCAUGCGUCCGAAGUCGCAAAUCACAGACGAGCAUCCCCGCACAGUCAUCAUCCCAGACGGUCGCGUCUCAUACGCCGUUGAUAAGCAUCACGUCCGGGUUACCAUUAUUGCUGAAGGCGCCCGAGUGGCGUACCACUUGUACAGGGUUGAUACAGAUCUAUGCUGUCUCACUGGGCUUGUGGGUCUGACGAACAAGCUUUAUCAAGCGCUCCUCCAUGCUAUUACCAGUGGCUGUCUCCCUGAUCCUCUGACGGGUCGAACAGGGACAGAGGAGGCGUUGCAUCUCAUGCAUUCUGCGGCUUGCCGGUCUUUCAUGAAGCUUCACCCUCGCGAUACUGAUAUUUUGCGCGAGAUCAGUUCAUUGUCAACCAUGCGCGUCUGGUAUCCCGCACAUCUUCAGAAGAUGCAGAAAGUUUCAUGGUCAUGUCUUGCAUCCCUCGCACAACACCACGGUUUUCACCCAGCUGCGAAAUCUAUUAUGGACUAUGGCGUGCAGCUUUCAACUUUUUCAGCAGGAUCUUCAGACCUUCAUCUCACAUUUGAUCUUCCGCCAUUCACCAACCACCUUCUCGAGCGCGCAUCCAUCCGUGCCUCUGUGGUCUACCCUGACCAGUUUUCUCUUCGACUUCUGCUCGGUGACGCAGAUGUCAUCUAUGCUUCGCGUGAUGUACCCGAUAAAAAUGCAGAAGAGAUGGCAUUUCACACCGCCUUCAUGACACACCAGUGGCCAAGCAAGCUUCCGGUGCAACAGGAUAUCCUCGGUCUGUUUACUCGGUGGAAGAAUGUCCAGGGUAUUGGUGAACCGUCGCUCAGCCUGCGAUACUCCAGACACUGGCUUCGGCCAUUUCAUGACAUCUUCCUUUCAGCGUACGACCGCUGUCGUAUUGCUACGAAGGAGGACACAUUCAAGCUCGUCUUCACCCUGGCUUCAGUAUCAUAUGGCUUGUUGGAUGAGCAUGCACUCGUCCCGACACUCCUAGCCUUCGCCACAAUUCCCGAAAUUCGCACCCUGGGUGACCCACCGGAGUUCGCUUCAUAUGAUCUCUCGGAUAAUUUCAUGCCUUCCAGUGCGAUGUUGGACACCAUCAUCGGUUCGUGUGUCAAAGAUUAUGAAACCAGCCAGGAGAGAUACCUACCUGCAAGCAGCUGGGAAGAUGAACAGGCUGUUGGGAGGCGUCGUCAUUCAGCGUUUGAAGAUAGGUGUCGCUCUGAAAAGCAUCUCAUUCUCAACAAAGUUCAGGACGCUUGGCCGUGCAAAGAUCCUCCGGCACUGACUACGCUGCAAGUGAACUGCUACGACCUCAAUGAACUGCCGGAGAAACUUCGCCCAGUAUAUCGCAGCUGUUGGGCAAACCGUUGUCUGAAGCAACACUUGGAUGUCCUGCAAGAUACCCUCAACCGGUUCUAUGCCACUCAUCCUCCGUCGAAACUACCCUCGCAAUAUGAUCUUGAUUUCCAUUCUAAAGACUCGGAUGUCGCUCCACCAACACCGUCCGUUGAUGCUAAUUACCUCUUCGCUAGAAACCCGCCUGUUAUAUGCAUGAAUUGGUCUUCCCAUGUUCUGCCCAAUUCCGAUUGGAGAGAUUUAGUAUCUCCAGACGCCAUAGUCACAGCGAGGUUGCAACAACUUAUCAACGACUUUCGCGACCGAGGAAGUAACAAGUUCCGCCGUAACUACGCCAAUGAUCUUGACCGGAGCAGAUCGGUGUUCUGCGAAGAAAAGCCUGUUGCUUUACCAGAUUCUGCGCCGUACACGACGGAAGUAUUGCUGGAGUACCAUUCUCUUCAUAGGCGGCAAUUCCAAGAUGCACUUGCAUCUAUCGUACACGUCCUCUCCCCUGUCUCUGUUACCGAGAAUGCGUUGUAUAAUGCUGGGUUGUGGCCUCGAGUCACGCCAAAUCUCCUCUUCACUCGCAUGGCUUCUGCAUCAGGAAGUUGUUUGGGGAAGACGUGGCGUGCGGCUCUUGUCCGCCUGUCGCAGAUGCUUUUGCAACUGCAACGCUCGCGAAGACUAUUUAUGUUUGCCGCUAGCAAAAACUGGGGCGAGUUCUUCAAGGAAUUGGAGAAUAAAGAAUGCGAGCGGUCUGAUUCGGAGCUGUACCCUUUAUUUAUUUUUUAUUCAGUUUUUUUACAUCAGAAUGAGUCCUUUGGGGUCGUAGACCCUAUAUUGGACAUGUUUCAUCUUUUCCUUCGUAUAUAUGUGGUUGGUAUGGCACUGUUGUGUUUAUGUGAUUCGGACAGGUACGAUCUGUACCCUGAUUGGCUUUUAAUACAGAUUGAAAGUCAGUUCUUGGCACGGCCUGUCCAAAUGAAGGUUGCGCGGGAGAUGAUGUCGCCCUGCAGGGGGGGAAAUACUUCUCUCCAACUGAACAUGGGCGAAGGGAAAUCCUACGUGAUUGUUCCUCUCGCAGCAGCCGCACUUUCUGACGGCCACAAACUGGUCCGAGUAAUCGUGCUCAAGUCGUUGUCUGUUCAGAUGUUCCAGCUCCUGGUUGAACGACUAAGCGGCCUUGCACAGAGGCGUAUUUUCUAUAUUCCAUUCUCCCGCGCUCUUUCCAUCGACUCAUCAAAGGUGCAAAUAUAUCGUGACCUGAUGCAGGAAUGCAUGGACACCAAGGGCAUCUUGGUCGUGCAACCAGAUCAUAUUCUGUCGUUCCAGUUGAUGGCUGUUGACUCUCAGCUGCUCCCUCAGUCUGAAGCUGCUGAAGAUAUACUGCAGACUCAGCUGUGGCUGGAUAAUCAUACACGCGACAUUCUGGACGAAAGCGAUGAAAUUUUGCACGUUCGCUACCAACUGGUGUACACCAUCGGCCUCCAAAGGUCGCUUCAGGGUCAUCCCGACAGGUGGACAACUACGCAACAACUUUUGAGUCUUGUCGCAAAGCACGCCACUCGGCUCAAGAGCGAAUUUCCCUCUCACUCGGAAGUGUCUAUUCACCCGCACGGAGUGUUCCCCUUCAUUCGAGUUUUGCACCCCACAGCAGGUGAAAAAUUAGUCCAAUGGAUCGCACAGGAUGUCAUUAGCGGGGCGCUUGAAAACAUCAGCUUCGACCAAGCACCUCUCUGCGUCAAACAAGCAGUCCACCAGUUUAUUGCAACUGAAAAUAUAUCCAACACUUAUAUCAGCUUGGUGGAGGAGCGCUAUAGACAUACCACCGUCUGGCCCGGCCUUCUAGUCUUGCGUGGACUACUGGCAUGUGGUAUCUUGGUGUACGCCCUUAAAGAACGUCGCUGGCGCGUGGACUAUGGUCUCGCCCCCAAUCGAACGAUGUUAGCCGUUCCAUUCCGCGCUAAAGACAUGCCCUCUCUGCGAGCAGAGUUUGGCCAUCCGGACGUUGCUGUCACCCUCACGUGCAUGUCAUACUACUAUGCGGGCCUCACGCUCCAGCAGCUGAUGUUAUGCUUCGAGCUCCUGCUGAAGCAGGAUAAUCCCGCCCUCGAGUAUGAAUCCUGGGUACUUGGACUUCAGUCCGUCCCAGAAAGUCUACGGCACCUUAGCGGAAUCAACACAGAAUCUGCAGACCAACUCAGCGACCUUCAGCAACUGUUCGCAUCCAACAAGGCAGUCGUAGAUUUCUACCUGUCUCGAGUUGUUUUCCCCAAGGAAGCCAAGGGAUUCCCCAGUAAACUCACCUGCUCCGGAUGGGACCUCGCUCAAGAAAAGAGUCAUCUCACAACCGGCUUUUCUGGUACAAACGACAAUCGAUAUCUACUACCGAGCUCAAUUGUGCAGCACGACCUUGACUACCAACGCAGCACAAAUGCCCGAGUCCUAGCCUUUCUUCUGCGCCCAGAAAACAAUUCCUACAAAUGCAUACCACCCGGCCAAAAGGUGCAUGACUUCAUUGAUUCUCUCGUCGCACAGACCCCCGAGGUCCGCGUGCUCCUAGACGUGGGAGCGCAGAUGCUGGAAUUGAGGAAUCAGGAGUUGGCCGAAGCAUGGCUUCGAGCCACGCCCAGCGCCCAAGCUGCAGUCUUCGUGAAUGACGACGAUGAACUCGUUGUUGUCAGUCUAGAUGGGACAGUCGAGUCCCUUGUGUCGUCUCCCUUCGCACAGCAGCUUGACCAAUGCGUGGUAUAUUUGGACGACGCCCAUACGAGGGGAACAGAUGUCAAGCUGCCUUACGGUUUCCGAGCUGCUGUGACGCUUGGCCCCAAAGUCACGAAAGACCGCCUAGUGCAAGGAUGCAUGCGAAUGCGCAAGCUGGGCAAUGGGCAAUCAGUGACGUUCUUAGCUCCAGCUGAAGUUGACCGGAGCAUUCGUUUGACAACUCAGAAAGCUGAUACCGACGGUGUUGAUGUGUCAGAUAUCUUGCACUGGGCGAUGCUCGAAACUUGCAAUGAUAUUGAGAUGCGUACAUUAUCCUGGAUCCAACAGCGAUCGGAUUUCAAUAGACGACAUUCCGCAUGGUCUCAAUUCUCUCACGCUCCUACCACUUCGAUUUCUACCCUGAAGUCAGCCUGGUUGCAGCCAGAAGAACGUUCAUUAGAGGAAUUGUACGCACCACGCAGUUCUUCAGAGGUAUCCCAGGUUUUCGAUCCAGACAUCCAAGAGAAGUGCGAGGAGCUCGGAAUUUUAUCAGCUCCCGAGAGGAGGAUGGACGAGGAACAAGAAAGGGAGGUAAUUCAUGAAGUAGAGAGAGAACGUCAAGUGGAAAGACCGCCCAAGGUGAAACCUGCAGCCCAGAGCGUGCACGUAGACGUUCGUCAAUUCGUGGAGUCUGGUCAAAUUGUCGCGGAUUCUCCCGCGUUCAUUCAAGUGCUAUCCAGCCUUGUCGACACUACUGCUGAAUUUGAUGAGCGCGAUCAGUGGGCACACAAUAUUUUAGUCACCCGCGACUUCGCUCGUACGGUGGGGACUAUCCCUGGCAUCCAAGAAGUGGAUGAUUAUCUGCGGCCCGUCAAUUGGAUUGUAUCCAGUGACGUCGGCCACCCAACCCUGGUAGUCAUGAGCCCGAAUGAAGUGGACGUACUACUACCUGAUAUCCGCACGAGCAAGGUAGUUCACCUGUGCAUCUACACUCCUCGCAUCAUACAAACGAUGCAGGCAUGCGACAACCUUCGACUCUACUGUGUUCCUUCGGCCCCACGGUUGACACCAUCAGAACCGCUCAUCUGCCAGCUCAACCUUUUUGCGGCCCAACUCUAUUUCUCCAAUUACAACACGUAUCUGCAAACUUGCAGCUUCUUAGGACUCAACGCGCCAGAUUUGGGGGGAGAGGAUUUAGUAGUUGACAGUGACGGGUUCAUCGAGAUGCACAAUCGCCCUUCUGCGAGAGCAUCAUGCAUGUUCGAGCGAUCCCAGCUUCCUCCACUGAAGAAGUUGUUCGGGAUGAGAAGGAAAGGCAUGGGAUAUCUACCAACUCAUCUCGGAAAGAUGCUCAAUGGUCGCAUUCUGACCGAGAAGGACUUUGUCAACUGAAUCCUA